UACAAAGCAAAAGAUGCAAACGUACACAUGAAUUCAAGAUGGCGCACAGGCAGGAGAGAGAUUCGUCAGCGUCAACCUCUGUCGAUGGCGAAAUGUACGAUUUAGAUCGUCUACGGGCUGAGAUUGAACAGGAGAAGGAUAUUUAUGGAAUGCUGGAAAACUCAGUGGGAGACUUGAAGAGCACUGUCAUUGAAAUUGAAAGAAGAUAUGAGCUAGCAAAUGAAGAAGACAAUGAGUGGAAGACCAGGUGUGAGACACAAGAAGAACUUAACCAGCUGCUGAACAAGCAGAUAGACUACCUGAGAGACAGGCUGGACCAGUCAAGAGACAGCGCCAAGGAUGGAUUCGAAAGUGACCUGCGCUCUUAUGAGGAACUGUCUGAGGGCAGCUUGAGGAAAUUACUGAAGCAAAUCGAGCGAGAGAAGCAGAGCCUUGAAAGCCAGCUGAAAGAUUACGAGUGGAGACUUGAUCAAGAAUCAAAGGCUUUCCACAAGGCUAAUGAUGAAAGGAGAAAUCUGCAGACAGAACUCUUACAGGCAAAGCUGAAACUGGAAGAGCUGAAGUUUCCUCCCAACGCUAAUAGUCCACAGAAGAAGUGGACUAGUCAGAGAGGGCGUGGAGUGGAAGAGAACGUUCCUGAUGACCAGAGGAUCUUAGACCCCAAGCACGGUCCCAUCAAGAAGACUGCUGCCAUCAAGAAACUGCCCAAGCUUGACACCUGAUGCAGAUGGGAGGAUUGGAUGGCGGAAUCUGACACACAACUCCUUGGCUUUAAUUUCAUCAGGCUUGACCAAGUGCCUUAAGUGCUCACGGGUGGAGGGGGGGUUGUGACAUCAAAAGGGUGUUCCAAGAACUACUGGUAGUCAGAACGGGUUAGUGAUCAAAUACAAACAUGUUAAACUGAUUUACUAAUACAGUUUAGCACCGUGGUAAUAUCCACUGUGUUUGUCAUCAUACACUGUACAACUUCGUGGUGCCAACCAAAGAAAUCAUGGUUCUGCACCAGCAGAAACAUUACGCUGCAAUCAAAUUCUUUGAAUGUUUAUUUCCAGUUGGAAAUUUUGGGGGGCUUCACAAAAGUAUACAGGAUUUCCAUCAUGUAAUGUUUACUUGAUUAACUCUGGGCACUAGCUAAACACAAUGAAGUCACAACAAGAAGACAUCCGUCACAAACCUAGUAUACAUGGUGUAUGCAUCGCCGCUAAAAAAUAAAGUUUAUGUAAAUUCUUUUCAAGACUUAAACUCUUGUCAGGAGACCUUUUUUUUGGGCAGUGCAAUAUACAAUAGUAAAUACACAGCGUCUACUUGAAACAGUGGUUGUGUUUUGUCUCACUUGUAACCUUAUGAAUGUAGUACUAAUAAGCAAUACAUUUCCAUUAUACCGGCACUACGGUCAACAUGCACAUGUGCCUUCAAAAAUCUGUAAAGAAAGAAUUACGACGGCUUGACAACUAAUAUACUUAUUACUCAACAGAGGUGGUGGUGGUGACAAGUCAAAUUUUGCAAGUCCAAGUCAAAAACUGAUAGUUACGAGUCAAGUCAUGAGUCACAAAAAUAGUGACUCAAGUCCGAGACAAGUCCAAGUAAAGUGACUUGAGUCUACAACUCUGUUUACGUAACCACAUUUCUCCAUCAGAAUUACAGUAAGUACAGUGAGAUGUACGACGUUGAAUGCUUGAUUACACAGCAAUCAAGCAGUAACUUGACGUUAGUCUUACAUAGAUUCCAUACUAAUGACAAAGGAACUAAAGGACACAUUCCGACAAAUUAUUGCAGGUUUUCAUUUUAUUUUAUUUACAAACUCAGAAACGUCCAUAUCUUCACUAACCUAGUAUGUUAGUUAUAAGUUACUGAUUAAGUAU
This is a messenger RNA of Acanthaster planci (crown-of-thorns starfish), 1862 nucleotides long. Its product is annotated as coiled-coil domain-containing protein 169-like. The record is from RefSeq and is a predicted model, not a curated record. Lineage: Eukaryota; Metazoa; Echinodermata; Asteroidea; Valvatida; Acanthasteridae.